Episyrphus balteatus (marmalade hoverfly) is the source of this 2642-nucleotide messenger RNA. It is a transcript of the gene MED25, whose product is annotated as mediator of RNA polymerase II transcription subunit 25. Gene Ontology annotation, biological process: positive regulation of transcription by RNA polymerase II. NCBI's taxonomy places the organism in Eukaryota, Metazoa, Arthropoda, Insecta, Diptera, Syrphidae. The transcript has a single exon. Gene Ontology annotation, cellular component: mediator complex; transcription regulator complex. The record is from RefSeq and is a predicted model, not a curated record. The coding region runs from base 151 to 2286 and encodes 711 amino acids.
GGUAUUGUUUAUCUAUGACACAUGAAGAUGAAGUUUUGGUAAAUAAACGGAGCAAUCGGCAACCCAAAAUUAAUUUUAGAUUUAUUUUUAUUUGAAACAUUAGUACUUAAGACUCAGUACUUAGUACAUCAAUUCAUAACGUAUUCAACCAUGGAAACGGAAAAAGUUGCAGACGUAAUAUUCGUAAUUGAAGGGACAGCAGUCAACGGAGCUUACAUCAAUGACCUUAAAAUAAAUUACAUCGUUCCAGCGCUUGAAUAUUUCUCACAAAGUUUGCUUGAUGACAGGGAAUAUCUUAUUUCUGAUAAAAACUCUGCUCUUUAUGGAAUUGUUGUCUAUAAAACUGCACAAUGCAUGCCAGACAAAUCAGUUGAAACGUUUGGUCCCAUUACUAGUCCAUUGAAGGUUCUUGAAACCAUUGAAAGACUUGAUCUUACAGAAGGACAGAGUGAAUCGAAUGCCAAUCUUUCCGAAGGAAUCGCGGCGGCUCGUAUAUGUUUUGAUGAUAUGAAAAUUAUUCGAGGCGAUAACAACUUGAACGUCCAAAGACAUUGUAUAUUAAUAUGUAAUAGUCCACCUUAUUCGUUGCCAGUACAAGAUUGCUAUCCAUAUGAAAAUAAGUCCAUCGAACAAUUGGCAACAAUGUUUGUUGAGAAGAAGAUACACUUAUCGAUUGUAGCACCAAGGAAAAUUCCCAUUUUGUUCAAACUGUAUUCCAAAGCUGAUAAUGAUAUUCCACUAACAUCCAAGAACUAUUGCAGGGACAUAAGACAUUUAAUCCUACUCAAAGGGUUUCAUCUCAAAGAAAGACCUAUUAGUCCGAACAUUAACAACUCUGUUAAUGCCCAGAGUCCCAUGAAUGGCAUGCAGAACCCAAUGCUUGUUGACAAUCAGCAGCAAAUUCAAGUACAGCAGCCCACGCUUGUCAGUCAGCCUUUUGUUAACACUCCAUCAGCCCCAAUGCAGCUGCAGUAUAAUCAAAAUAAUGUUCAAGUUAAUCGUUGGCUCUUUCCAUCUCAGCAGCAGAGGCCUUCUUUCUUGCCUGGAUCUAAUAGUGGGAUAAAUGUAUCUCACAAUCCAAACUCUGCAUUGAUAUCUCAGCUUUCUACUCCUCCUAAUCCAGCCGUUAGUACAAUGAUGCAACAUCAGCAGGCUCUGCGAAUGCAAAUGAUAAAUCAACAGCAGACGCAGCAGCAAUCCCAAAUUGCACCAUCAUCUCAGCAGCAACAACCUCAACAAAAUCUUCAACAACCCAACAAUGAGGGUGUAGGAAUCCGAGACCGAGAAAAAAUCUGGUCAGGUUUACUGGAAUGGAUCGAAAAGACAAAGCCUGAUCAGACCAAAAUAACACGCCAAGUUCCUUGCCAUGUAACUACAAACAUUAAAGACGGAGAACCGGAAAUUAGGGCUGAAAAUUGGCCUCCUAAACUUCUGAUGCAGCUGAUGCCAAAACAUCUUGUUGGCAACAUUGGCGGUCAAUAUCUUAAGGAUUCCAAAAUGGUUGUUUUCCGUCCGAAUCCUUGUGAGGCUCUAGAAACUCUUUCGAAAGUCAUGACUGGUGGCUUCGCUGGAUGUGUUCACUUCUCUACGCCUUCCUCAAUGCCUUCGUGCGAAAUAAAGGUGCUCAUUCUACUUUAUACAGCUGAGAAGAAUGCGUUUUUAGGUUUUAUACCCAACAAUCAAACAAUGUUCGUCGAUAGGCUGCGCAAAGUUAUCCAGCAAAAACAAAAUAUGGGCCAACAUGGACCUCCAGCAGGCAUACAACAACAGCAACAACCGACUCAUCAAACCCAGCAGCAACAACCUCAUAUCUCUAAUAUAACCGGGAACAGUAUUCAAGCUCCAAAUACGUUGCAACAGCAAACUGUUCAACAGCAGCAACUUCAAGUGAAUCAACAAAAAUCUUUGGAAGUACAGCAAAUGCAAGAUCAACAUACUCAGCAUUAUAAUCAAUAUGCCCAAUUAUCUGUUCAACAAAUGCAAGAAGGUUUGGGAGGUGGACAACAGCAGCAGCAUAAUAUGGGAAUGGUCCAGCAACAACAACCACGAAUGUCUGUUAGUAUGAGUGUUCCACCUCAAGUUUCGCAUGGUAUGCAACAACAGAGAAUGGUGCGACCCAUGAUCAGUAAUAAUCCAGGAUUAAGGCAUCUUUUGCAGCAGCAAUCUACUCCUGUGAAUCAUUUUAGACCGCAGCUGACGGCAAUAAAUAGUCCAAAUAUUAGUACCGCACCACAUAUACAAAAUAGGGGAGGCCAAUUUGAUGAUCAAGGAUUUGAUUUUAUGUAAAAAGUAUUCGCGUUUAAUAUCAAUAUAGAAAGAUUGGUUUCAUAUAUCGUCGCCUUUCAAUGAAAACUCCCUAAGUCCAUUUCGACUUCGCUUACAUUUUCUUAGUGAACCAAUAUUUAUAUUAUAUUUUCCAAUUGUAACUAAACAACUAUUUUACUACAAUUUUAAGGAACACGCACCAAAAACCAUUUUUUUUAUUUUUAAUAUUGGAUAACGGAUUCUGAUUUGCGAUUUCUGCAAAACGAAAAAUGGACAUAAGGAGUUUUCAUUGAGCGACGACGAUAUAGUUUCUUUUAAUUUCUUAUAUCAUUAUUUACAUUCUAUUUAACUCAACAAUAAAAUUAAUUUUUGUUAAA